Quercus robur (English oak) is the source of this 2684-nucleotide messenger RNA. RefSeq names its product PAP-specific phosphatase HAL2-like. The transcript has 3 exons. Gene Ontology annotation, biological process: phosphatidylinositol phosphate biosynthetic process; sulfate assimilation. Gene Ontology annotation, molecular function: 3'(2'),5'-bisphosphate nucleotidase activity. Bases 1057 to 2433 code for a protein of 458 amino acids. NCBI's taxonomy places the organism in Eukaryota, Viridiplantae, Streptophyta, Magnoliopsida, Fagales, Fagaceae. The record is from RefSeq and is a predicted model, not a curated record.
ACCACCGAAAAAACCCAAAAAUUUUAACAAAAUUUCCAUACCCACCGAGCCACAAACAACCACUGAGAUACAUACCCACUGCCACUGCCAAACUCACUGCUGAAUCACCAGCUGAGAUCCAUACUCAAACCCAUUGCCGAGCCACAAACAACCACUGGGAUUCCUACCCUUCAGUUCUAAGAUGAGAACAAAGACCCAAAAACCAUGCAAGACCCAAGAUCCAUACCCUUCAGUUCUGCCGAGCCACAAACGAGCGAUCUAAAACCCAAGCCCCACGCAAGCAAUCUUCAAGCAGAAACGAGCAAUCUUCAAUCGGAAACAAGCAAUCUCCAAGACCCACACAAGCGAUCUACAGGCGAAAACGAGCAAUCUUCGUCGUUGCUGAGAUUGGAGAAAGGAGAGUAAUUGGAAACAUUGGGCAAGAGGCAGAGAAAAGAGAGAGAAAGAGGGUUCAGUAAAUAUUUUUUUAUUAAAUAGGAGAGAAAAAAUUACUGUUUAUAAUAAAAUAUACUCCAAUAUUUAAUUUUAAUAACCUGCAACCUCACUGUAGCCAGUUGGUAAAAAAAUUUAAGAAUAGCAACUCGGAUGUUGAAUUCUUUUAAGGAAUUGAGUUGCAAAAUAGUAACUGAGGGGAGUUUACACGCUAGUGCUCUAACCUCUGGCAUUGAGCAGCAAAUCAUUCCUUCACUUCUGAUUUCUCAAUCAUUAUCCUAAAACAUAAUAAUAUCGUAUGUGAUUAAACUUCUCUUCACUUAGUAGCUAGCAAAACACUAUAAAUAAGUGAAUAUACAUACAUUAACACUUCACAAAUUGAUCUCCUAAACUGAUGUGUUACUAAUCCAAGUUUCAAAUCCAACACUUCUGCUCUGAUCACAACCGGUAUAGCCUCUCUCUUUGUUGAGAUCAUGUUAUUCUCUCAAAUUUGCCCUUGACCUCCACUACUGUCUUUUGGUCUUUUCAAUUUUCUGACCCUCUUCCAACGUCACAAUAUACACACAUAAUCCAAGUUAAAAUCAUAGGUUACCUGUGAGAGAGAGAGAGAGAGAGAUAUUAUCGAUGCCUUUAUAUUGUUCAGGUCUGGCUAGGAGAGUUCCACAUGUCUUAGGAAGUGGAAGAAUAAUCAACAACCACCUUAUUUCCCACCACGUAGGAACUUUGUUCUUCUCACACCACCACAACUCAUCAAAACACAAUCUUGUUUCUCUAUCAAAGUUCAACCAAAGUUGUUUGUGUUGUUCUUCUUCUUCUUCUAUAAUGGAGGACCAGACAAAGCUGGACAGUACACCCUCAGAAUCAGAAAAAUAUUCCAAAGAAGUGGAAGUUGCUGUAAGAGCUGUGCAAAUGGCUUGUGCUCUCUGCCAGAGAGUGCAAGGCAAUUUGAUUUCCAAAACCAACGGUCAGGUCCAAUCCAAGGAUGACAAUUCUCCUGUCACUGUUGCAGAUUGGAGUGUCCAAGCAACAGUCAGCUGGUUGCUAUCUGAGUCCUUUGGGAGUAAAAAUGUGUCCAUAGUUGCUGAAGAAGAUAUUCAAAAACUCUGCAAGGCUGAUGCAGCUGGACUAUUAGCAACUGUAUCGAACACUGUAAAUGAAUGUCUAGCUGAAGCACCUCGUUUUGGACUCAAAGGUCCAAAUAUUUCCCUUGGGACCUCAGAGGUUCUUGAAGCCAUAAGCCGUUGCAACUCAACUGGGGGUCCUACUGGAAGAUUUUGGACACUUGACCCUGUUGAUGGCACAUUGGGGUUUGUCCGUGGGGAUCAAUAUGCUGUAGCUCUAGCACUGAUAGAGGAUGGGCAAGUAGUGCUUGGAGUUCUUGGGUGUCCAAAUUAUCCAAUGAGAAAGGAAUGGCUAAGUUAUCAUCAUCGCUACCACAGAAUUAUUUCUAAGUUGACUCCACCAACAUCUGAGUCUUGGGACAAAGGUUGUGUGAUUUACGCUAGGAGAGGUAGUGGUAAGGCUUUGAUGCAACCACUGCUCCAUGUAAAUCAGAAGUUAGUCUGGCCAAACUCUGUAAGGCCAGUUCGAGUGUCUUCCAUUGAUAAUCCAUCAUUGGCAACCUUUUGUGAACCAGUUGAGAAGGCAAAUUCAAGCCACUCCUUCACAGCAGGAGUGGCUCACAGCAUGGGGCUUAGGAAGCAACCACUAAGAGUAUACAGUAUGGUCAAAUAUGCUGCUAUAGCCCGUGGAGAUGCUGAGAUUUUUAUGAAGUUUGCAAGGGCAGGCUACAAGGAGAAAAUAUGGGAUCAUGCAGCAGGAGUUGUUAUCAUACAGGAGGCUGGUGGAGUGGUAACUGAUGCCAGAGGGCGACCACUUGACUUUUCAAAGGGCAUUUACCUAGAAGGUCUUGAUCGAGGUAUAAUUGCAUGUGCUGGACCCAAACUACAUGACAAGAUCAUCAGUGCUGUUGAUGCUAGCUGGGACUCCUCAAGUCUAUAAGGUUCAGCCAUUGAACAUCAAUGUAGAGAACACAAAGAUUAUUUAGAAAUCAAUGGGACUCCCCUCCUCUAGACAGGGUCAGGAAAUUGCGAAUCGUCAAUUUUUUUUUUUUGGUGGGGUGUGUGGGGUGAGGUUUGUAAUUAUAGGUUUGUAGGAGACCCUAGAAAUCAGCCUGCCAAUAAUGACUAGGGCUGGGCAUUUGUAAGUUUAAACACUUUCAAGGAAAUAAACCAUCCUAUUUUUAUUGCACA